AUGAACAGUCUGGUGGCCACACCUCCUGUUCCUCCUCAUUUCUACGAAAACCGCUUUUCUCCCUCCUGUAUGAUGUCUACACCCUCCUCUUCGUACUCAAACCGUAAACGGAAAGCCGACGACGAUUACAACGAUCAUGACGGACGCAUGUCCGCUUCGCCCACCAACUCUCCAGCUUUUACUCCUCGUCAACUCCCCAACAACCACCGAAACAUCAAGCGUUCACGGCCAAAUGUCUCUGGCCGACCGCUAGCUCUACCUCGCCUCUUGGAGACUCUCGACACUGAUGCCUUGCGCUCGGUAGUUCGCACUAUGUGCGAGCGCCACCCUCAGCUUGCCGACGAGGUUGUGCACACAUCUCCACGCCCAAACGUAUCCUCGACUUUGCAGGUCCUCCGCAACUACCAGGCCGCACUUCAAUCCUCCUUCCCGUUGGGCAGCAACACCGCCUCCGACUACGCCUACAACCGGGUUCGCCAGCCGCUCACCAACCUUCUCGAUGCCCUGAGCGACUUCACCCCCAAUUUUCUUCCUCCCAAUGAAUCCCAAGCAUCCACUUCUUUGAGCUAUUUGGACGGUGCGACCGAUAUAAUACACGCCUUGCCUCGCUGGAGCUCGCCACAGAACAACAUCGAGCGAGACUCUGCCUACGAUGAGAUGUGCAAGGCCUGGGUCUUGGUGAUCCGGGAAGCUGCCAAGCGUGGUGGUGGUAUCCAGCUGCAAUAUGGAGGCUGGGACCAGAAGCUAGCCAAGCACAACCAAACCUCUGGAGGUAAACUUCAGGGAGCCGUCAACGAACUCGGCCAGAGUUUGGGGUGGAUGGGUGGCUCUGAUACGCCUUCCCACGGGGCCAACGGUGAAAUGGGCUCCAUCAGGGACCAGCUCUUCUCCGGUACAUACGGGCUGGGAACCCCAGUUAAGGUUGGACCCUGGUGA
Messenger RNA from Penicillium brevicompactum, 936 nucleotides. RefSeq names its product cut8/STS1 family protein. Gene Ontology annotation, cellular component: nucleus. The record is from RefSeq and is a predicted model, not a curated record. The transcript has 2 exons. The coding region runs from base 1 to 936 and encodes 311 amino acids. Lineage: Eukaryota; Fungi; Ascomycota; Eurotiomycetes; Eurotiales; Aspergillaceae. Gene Ontology annotation, biological process: proteasome localization; nuclear protein quality control by the ubiquitin-proteasome system.